CAAAAAGUGGGCUUGAGAAAACAUUUUACCGUUUAAGAAACUGAACAGGAGGGGGUGCCUUCGUUUUGGAUGCUAUUUUUGAGAAGCUGGUCAAAGAAGGGGAAAAUAGAACUGGUCUUCAAAAUGUUAAUGCAGAUCAGACUCUUUUAGGUAGCUUUUUAUACAGUACAUUAUAUUCUCAUGUAGUAUGGGAGGCCCUGAUUCAGCUGAUGUGAGGAAGCUCCUGUAUUUUUUUAACAGGCAAACUUGGAUGACCUUAAUGUGGAUGCUCCGAGAAGCACACUUUGGGGAAUCCUUUUCACAUCUAUUCUCCUCCAAAAUGCAUUCCAGUCCCUCCCUAACUUUUGUCCAGUAACUGUGUAUUAUGCUAGUAUUACAACCCCCCUGCCCUCAUCUGUCCCCUGCAUUUUUGACAACGCCAAGGACAAGGUGUGUACCAAGCUCAGUUCUACUCACAGUGACUUUCCUGAGGUUUUUCUCUGCUUUUCCCAAGUCACAAGUGUUUAGAGGCUUGAGACCAAGAAUUUCCCAGUGAAGCCAGAUUUUCUAAGUCUUUUGUUUGCUCAAAUGAUGCUAUUUGAAUAAUGCUGCAAUGAAGCCCUCUCUGCCAACUCCUUCAAGUUUCCAUAUUAUAAUGGCUCUGGAAUAGCCAAUAGUCUACAAGCGAUCAUGCAUAAAUCAAAAUCUUCUGUGGGACACUUAUAAUUGUAGAAGCUGCUCACUACAGAACACAUUCCUGGUCUUCCUCUGGUCUGCAAAGCCUCUGACUUCAUACAGUCAAUGGACAUAACCUCCAGUUUGCUCCCUACUAGGAACCCACAACUUAGAGCUUUAUGCUAAACUGUGACAAGUUAAAUCAGUUGGGGUUUAGUGUGGAUAAAACUCUAAGGUAGCGGCCAUAGGAGCCUCUCCAUUGACACACUGAACAACGGCAGAAGGUGGUGUGUAUACAGAUCUACAAAGAAAUUGCAGGAGCACCCAGCAGUAUCCCAGUGCUGAGAACAAAUUCCUGAAAGAAACUGUAGGUCCCUGGAGCCAGAAAGAAGUACUUUAAGAAUCUACAAAGCUAGUGUUUCAAACUGAUCAUCUUCCUCAGGAAAGGGGACGAGGUGUUACAGAAGAUGUUUGUGCUUCGUGAACCCUUGAAGCUGCAGAGUCUGUAUGAAACCUUGGAAAAGAGCUUGCCUGAGUCCACUAAGGUAUACGGUGCCAUUUACAACAUUAAAAAUAAAAAUCCAUUCAACUUGGAGGUGCUGGUGGAUGCUUGGCCAGAUUAUCAGACAAUCAUUACACGGCCUCAGAAAGAGGAGAUGAAGGAUGAUCUGGAUUAUUAUACCAACACUUACCACAUCUUCACCAAAGCUCCUGAGAAGUUAGAGGAAGUCCUGGCAUGCCCCCAGGUUAUCAAUUGGGAACAAGCCUUCCAGAUCCAAGGUUGCCAAGAGAGCGUGGGUGAGGCCAUAAGAAAGAUUUCAGCUUCAAAAUCAGUGCAAGUAGAUUACAAGAGAACCAUGCUCUUUAUGAGUGUAAAUGAAAAGAAGCUCAAGAAAACAAUUGAUGACAAGAUAGAUUUGAUGAAGGUACCUAAAAUGUCUAAAGAGGAUGAAGAUGGAAAGAAAGAAAACUUUAGGACUAUCUUCUUGGAUGCCUCAUAUGCGGGGCUUGUAAAUGAGCACUGGGACUUUGGAAAAAAUGAGAGGAGCUUGAAAUAUGUUGAACGCUGUCUCCAGAAUUUUCCAGGAUUUGGUGUGUGGGGUCCAGAGGAGUGUCCAGUCUCUUGGGUUGUGAUGGAACAGUCCUGUGAGUUGAGAAUGGGUUACACUGUUCCCAAAUACAGAGGCCAAGGCAACAUGUGGCAAAUUGCUUACCACUUUAUAUCAUAUCUUAUUUCAAAAAACAUGCCAUUUUAUUUACAUGUGGCAGAAGAGAAAGAAGAAAUUCAAAAGCUAAUGAGAACUGUUGGGUGUAAGGAGAGUCUUUGUGGCUGGCAUCAGUGGAUAUGCACCCCUAAAAAAUAUUGUUGAUUGGUGCCAUUGCCCAUUUCAAGCCUUUCUUAUCAGUGAAAAAAGAAUGCAAAAAACAUGGUCAUCUAUGUUAGCGCACACAAAAAAAUCCAAUUAUCUGGGGUUCGUGCAUUAUGUAAGUCAACACAUAUAAAAAUUUUGCCUUCCUUCUCCUCCAGAUUGCAGAAAAUUAGAAGCUUGCACGUUGGAUGUUAUACUUUUGUGACUUUUUAAAAUUCUGAGUGAUAGAUAUUGCAGUUAAAAUUACCCAGUGUCAAUCAUUACCACCAAGAUAACCCUUUAGAAGCAAUAUUUUCUUUUUGGAAGACUCCUUUCUUGAAAGAAUCAUACUUUUUCAUGCUUCUAUGUUUGAAAAUAAAACAAAAAAAAAUCUGUUUUGAAAAAA
This is a messenger RNA of Sus scrofa (pig), 2409 nucleotides long. RefSeq names its product glycine-N-acyltransferase like 2 (gene GLYATL2). The record is from RefSeq and is a predicted model, not a curated record. Gene Ontology annotation, cellular component: mitochondrion. Gene Ontology annotation, molecular function: glycine N-acyltransferase activity. NCBI's taxonomy places the organism in Eukaryota, Metazoa, Chordata, Mammalia, Artiodactyla, Suidae.